GAAGAGGACCUCCUGCAAGGCAUCAUUAUGUACCGAGUGGCUUUUCCCGCGAGCGUUUUGUUCCUAAUGCUCCAGAACGCACUUGUGCUGGCGCUCCACUCCGGGAAUGAACCGGUUCGGAAAAGAAGAGAAUGGAUCGUCCCUCCGAGGCCGCUCAAGGAAAAUGAAGAUUACACAGGAAAGGAGUCCAUAGCCAAGAUUCGAUCCGAUUUUGAAAUCGCCAAGAACAUCAGCUACUCCUUGGAGGGCGUCGGCGCAAGCCAGUACCCCUUCAACGUCUUUGUGGUGGACCCCAAAACGGGACUCAUUCGCGUCACUCAAUUACUCGACAGGGAGGUCAUCGAUUCUUACAAUCUCUUGGGCAUCGCCAGAUUCAACGACGGCACUGAGGCGGAGAAAAGGAUUGACCUCCGCAUAAAAGUGCUGGAUGAGAACGACAACGAGCCACAGUUUGAUGCCAUGAAGCCCGUGGACGUGUAUGAGCGCAGCCCUGUGGGGAUGCCCGUCACGACAGUCACUGCGACCGACGCAGACGAACCAGGCACCAAUUCUCAGCUGUUCUACACCAUCGUAAAGCAGGACCCACCUCACGUCAUGUUCCAAAUGAACAAAGACGGACACAUCUAUGUGGGCAAGUCCACUCUGGACAGAGAGACAACAGAUCGGUACUUUGUGACAGUGCAAGCUCAGGACCUCAAUGGCGACCCUGACGGACACACAGCGACCAGUACGUUGACCAUCAAUGUGCUGGACGUUAAUGAUAACCUUCCAACACUGGAAAAAAGCCAGUACGAGGGCAGCAUUAUAGAAAACACGCAGGGUGUGGAGGUGAUGAGGAUCAAAGCUCAAGACCUGGACCUAAAGGACAGCGACAACUGGGAAAGUGUGUUCGAUAUUGUCAAAGGUAAUGAGGCCAAGUACUUCAGCAUCAAAACGGACCCAAAGACCAAUGAAGGCAUCAUCAUGCUUGAUAAGCCGGUGGAUUAUGAGCAUGUGAAGGACCUGGUACUUAUGCUCACUGUGAAGAACAAGGCUCCAAUUUAUGAAGGACUGCCGCAAAGCACCACGUAUAAAACCUACCCUGUCAAAAUCAACGUGCAAAACCAGCGUGAAGGUCCAUAUUUUGAUCCUAAAGUCAAAGUGAUCACCAUGUCGGAAGGAGGCGGCACGCCUGGCAAUGAUGUCAUCGCUCACUACCCAGCACUAGAUGGAGACACUGGAAAACCAUCUGAGAAAGUCAAGUAUCUUAAAGGUUCGGAUCCUGACAACUGGCUUACCAUUGACCCAGAAACGGCUGACAUCAGGCUGAACAAGAUGCCCGACAGAGAGUCCACUUUUCUAGUCAACGGGACGUACUACGCUCAAGUUCUCUGCAUUUCUGAAGACAUCCCAUCGAGCACCGCCACUGGCACCGUGGCCAUUCAGGUGGAAGACUUCAACGACCACUGUCCCACCCUGACCAGUACCCUCGAGACUCUUUGCAUUCCUAACGAUGCAGUUGUCAUUAACGCCGUCGACGAAGACGACUUCCCCAAUGGAGCUCCCUUCACCUUUGAGAUCAUUCCAGAGGGCACUAAGGGAAAAUGGCAGGUGGAGCAUCUCAACGAUACCGCAGCCAUCCUGAGAGCUCAAGAGUCCACAUGGCCCGGUCUCCAUGAGGUGCAAUUAUUAGUGAAAGACCAGCAGGGGGAGGUGUGCCCAGAACCACAGAAGGUGACGGUCCAAGUGUGCACAUGCGAUGAUGGAGUGAUUUGCGGAAGACGAGGUGGAAGGGGUCAACCAGACAAGAAGUCGGAGUUAGGACCCGCAGGCAUUGGACUGCUGCUACUGGGCUUGCUGCUGCUACUGCUGGUUCCCCUGCUGUUGCUCUUCUGUCAGUGUGGGGACGCCAUUGGGCUGCCAGGGGGCGCUGCGGACAUACCGGAUGGAACCAAGUCCCACUUGAUAAACUACUGCACAGAAGGCCAGGGGGAGAACGCGGCGGUGCCGCUAAGCCUCAUCCCGAUGCAGCAGGUGGCCCAAGACGUGAGCAAUAGCAUGUACCAGUCAGACUUUGUAGACACCUUCCAGGGAAACAUGGAGCAGUCCUGGGGAAGUAGGCAGGCCAACACCAACACCUUCUACUCCAGGUUUGGAGGUGCGGCAGUAAGAGGCCAGGCCAUGGCGGUGUACGACAGCAUCGCUCUACCGGACCACCUGCUCGCUCAAUACUACCAACAGAGGGUGUACAGCGAAGGUGGGAGAGAGAACAUGGCAGAGAAGGACGCUCACUUGAAGUAUAAUUUUGAGGGCCAAAGUUCCUCAGCCGGCUCUGUGGGCUGCUGCAGCCUCCUGGAGAACGACAAUGACCUGUGCUUUCUUGACGACCUCGGUCCCAAGUUCAAGACCCUGGCAGAAGUGUGCGGUGGCAAGAAGCUCCAACUAGAUGUCAUUCCACCAACAACAAAGGUCGUGACUGAACCAAAGUUGGAACUCCCAAAGCUGCCGCCAGUUGCCCCCAUGGUAGACCAGACUCAAGUGGUGAAGGAAAACAUGAUUACACAAUAUCAAGGGAUGACCGCUGGGAUGGGAGGGAUGGAAAACCAAAUGUUCUUGCUCCAGCAGCAGCAGCCCGUCUAUUACGCCGCCGCAACUCCCAUGCAGUUUAUAGUCCAGCCACAAGUCCAAAACACCCUGCUGCUGGCCGAGGCACCAGCUACCAAUCUUCAGGGAGUGGUUCUGGCAGCACCCGCACAAAGCAUGCGAGUGUCUGGCAGACACACCAAGGAUGCCAGCAUGGUGCUGGUGGAGAACCCCAAGGUCCAGGCUAAGGUCCACACAAGAAAUCAUCCCGGCCUCCAGAAUAUGGUGAUGGUGGAAAGCAAGCUCCCUGCGGGGUCUGUGAAAGUUCUAAAGGGGACCAGAACCUCCCUGGUGCCAGGAAGUGGGCACGCAGAACUGAUUUCUAAAGCUCACAAAGUCCAUUUGGUGGAAGGCUCAUUUGGCGGAAAUGAAGCUGCAAGCGUGUCUCAGAAGAUCAACACCUCUGGAUCUGUAAAGUCCUUCAACAUUAAAAGCACCACCACAAAGUCCACUGGACCUCAGGUGGCUUCUUCCAGAAUCCCGACGUACCACAAGAUGGUGGUACAAGAGACACGCAAAUAACGGAUUUUGGCUAUAAGGUGCUUCAAGUGCACAU
Molecule: messenger RNA, 3178 nt
Organism: Syngnathus acus (greater pipefish)
Lineage: Eukaryota; Metazoa; Chordata; Actinopteri; Syngnathiformes; Syngnathidae
Product: desmoglein-2-like
Biological process (GO): homophilic cell-cell adhesion
Cellular component (GO): plasma membrane; desmosome
Molecular function (GO): calcium ion binding
Source: RefSeq, a predicted model, not a curated record